Molecule: messenger RNA, 3267 nt
Organism: Mus pahari (shrew mouse)
Lineage: Eukaryota; Metazoa; Chordata; Mammalia; Rodentia; Muridae
Gene: Fzd10
Product: frizzled class receptor 10
Exons: 1
Coding region: 388-2136 (582 amino acids)
Biological process (GO): non-canonical Wnt signaling pathway; canonical Wnt signaling pathway
Cellular component (GO): plasma membrane
Molecular function (GO): Wnt receptor activity; Wnt-protein binding
Source: RefSeq, a predicted model, not a curated record
UGCAAGUCUUCUCAUCCCGGGACGCCGAGCUGGAAGCAGCUGCGGGCGCCGGGAGGGAGGAGCUCCGGGGCCCGGGGCCACGGUGCACCCGCGCUGCCCCACCGCGGUCCGCGAUCGCCCGCGCCCGGAAGAAGAGGCCAAAGUUUGCGCGCUGAGCGGCGCUAGCUCCGCCGUAUUGUUUGCAAACUUCGCUCCCCUCCCCCGCCGCCCCCGACUCCGCUGAGGCCGCGCGCCCACCGCGGUGGCCCCGGGCGCCGCGAGCGCUCCGGCCAGACUGGAUGGGCAUGCGCGGGGGCCCGUGCCGGGGCGCGGAGCCGCGGGCAGCAGCAACAGCCCGUGCCCGGGAGCGGCGGCCCUGAGCGGCGCUGGGACACUGCGGGCGCCACCAUGCGACACCCGGGCCCGCGCCUGUGGCUGGUGCUGCAGGUGAUGAUAGGCUCGUGCGCGGCCAUCAGCUCCAUGGACUUAGAGCGCCCUGGAGACGGCAAGUGCCAGCCGGUGGAGAUUCCCAUGUGCAAGGACAUCGGCUACAACACCACCCGCAUGCCCAACCUGAUGGGUCACGAGAACCAGCGCGAGGCGGCCAUCCAACUGCACGAGUUCGCGCCGCUCGUGGAGUACGGCUGCCACAGCCACCUCCGCUUCUUCCUGUGUUCGCUGUACGCGCCCAUGUGUACGGAGCAGGUCUCCACACCCAUCCCUGCUUGCCGGGUCAUGUGCGAGCAGGCCCGGCUCAAGUGCUCGCCGAUCAUGGAGCAGUUCAAAUUCAGGUGGCCGGACUCCCUGGAUUGCAGCAAGCUCCCCAACAAGAACGACCCCAACUACCUGUGCAUGGAGGCACCCAACAACGGCUCGGAUGAGCCCAGUCGUGGCUCUGGCAUGUUUCCUCCGCUCUUCAGGCCCCAGAGGCCCCACAGCGCGCAGGAGCACCCACUAAAGGACGGGGGUCCGGGGCGCGCAGGUUGUGACAAUCCAGGCAAGUUCCACCACGUGGAGAAGAGCGAAUCCUGCGCACCGCUUUGCACUCCGGGGGUGGAUGUGUACUGGAGCCGCGACGACAAGCGCUUCGCUGUGGUCUGGCUGGCCAUCUGGUCCGUGCUGUGCUUUUUCUCCAGCGCCUUCACCGUACUCACCUUCCUCAUCGACCCCUCGCGCUUCAGGUACCCCGAACGUCCUAUCAUCUUCCUCUCCAUGUGCUACUGCGUUUAUUCGGUGGGCUAUAUCAUCCGCCUCUUCGCGGGCGCGGAGAGCAUCGCCUGUGACCGGGACAGUGGGCAGCUGUAUGUUAUCCAGGAAGGGCUGGAGAGCACGGGCUGUACCUUAGUCUUCUUGGUACUUUACUACUUCGGCAUGGCCAGCUCUUUAUGGUGGGUGGUUCUCACCCUCACUUGGUUCCUGGCUGCUGGCAAGAAGUGGGGCCAUGAGGCCAUUGAAGCCAACAGCAGCUACUUUCACCUGGCAGCCUGGGCCAUCCCGGCUGUGAAGACUAUCUUGAUCUUGGUGAUGCGCAGGGUGGCAGGGGAUGAGCUCACUGGUGUGUGUUAUGUGGGCAGCAUGGAUGUCAAUGCUCUGACCGGCUUCGUGCUGGUCCCUCUGGCUUGCUACCUAGUCAUCGGCACUUCCUUCAUCCUGUCCGGGUUUGUGGCUUUAUUCCACAUCCGGAGGGUGAUGAAAACGGGUGGGGAGAACACGGACAAGCUGGAGAAGCUCAUGGUACGCAUUGGGGUCUUCUCCCUCCUCUACACUGUGCCGGCCACCUGUGUGAUUGCCUGCUAUUUUUAUGAACGCCUCAACAUGGACUACUGGAAGAUGCUGGCCACCCAGCACAAGUGUAAGAUGAACAAUCAGACCAAGACACCCGACUGCCUGAUGACCACCUCCAUCCCUGCCGUGGAGGUCUUCAUGGUCAAAGUGUCCAUGCUGCUGGUGGUGGGCAUCACCAGUGGGGUGUGGGUCUGGACUUCCAAGACCUUGCAGUCCUGGCAACAUGUAUGCAGCCGGGGGCUAAAGAGAAAAAGCCGGAGGAAACCAGCCAGUGUGGUCACCAGUGCAGGGAUCUACAAAAAAGCCCAGCACCCCCAAAAACCUCACCUCGGGAAGUAUGAACUUCCGGCCCAGCCUUCAGCCUGCGUGUGAAGGCAGAGCUGGCUGCAAGAACAGGACAGUGGGAGCCCAAAUGGGGCAGCUUUUCUUGUUUGGCUGGUUGUUAAUAAAUCCAAGUAAGAAAAAAAAAUACAUAUAUGUGUAUCCAUAUGUAUAUAUAUAUAUAUAUAUAUGCAUAUAUUUACACAUAUAUGAAGUCUACCUUGAAGUUAAGAACUACAUCCUAGGCUGAAGGUAGAUAGAUGGUUCUGUUCCGUUUGCUGCUUCCCUGAAGGGUUGCUCAUUAAGGAGGGGAGCCUCUUGUGUCACUAAUUUGUGGUAAAGGAGUUGAUUCAACCACCCUGCAGAAAAACGCAUGUUUAGGCCUCAAACACACAGCUGUGUAUUCAGAGAGACGUGGCUGCCUGUACACAAACUUGAGGCUGGAGAGCUCCUUUGCAAGCUAAAGAGCUUCCCUCAGGCCAGCCAAUGAGCUCAACAAAAGGCCUGCUCUCCCUGCCUCCCUCCCCCAGCAAGGCUGCUGUAUGGGUGGGAGUAAAGGUGAGGAGAGGGGUAUAAAAGAAGGGACCCUGAGCCCAAGGUCUGCCUGCAGGUCCCUUAAAGAGAGUCACUUCCCCAGCUUUCAUAGCCAUGUUUCUCCAACACAAAACCCACCCUACCCUCUUCACCCCACUGCAAAUCUAACACUGGAGAAAAGUGGUGUGCAAUACUUUUUUUUUUUUUUUUUUUUUACAUUUCCCCCCUCUCCCUAGCAAAACAAAUGAGAGAGAGAGAGAGAGAGAAAAGUAUUUUGUUGUAAAUAAAAGGCAACAAAAGAAAUCAUCUAACAAAAGAAUUUAGAGGCCCAAGCCUCUGGGUUGGGGGGGGGUGCCUUCAGCCUGAUACAUUUUGUGGCUUUUUAAUGGAAACCAAGCCAGUGUGUUCUACACACUGGGACUGAUUUGUGGAGAGGAAGGGGGAGGAGGGAAGCCAGUGGAGAGCACCAGAGGGCUUAUUGACUCUGAAUUGUUAAACAAAUGAUUUCCAUGAGUGGUCUUGAAGCACUUGGGGAAGACAAACUUUGUCUCCAGCCAGGGAGGGCAAUGCCUGCCUCUGUAUAUCUGUAAUAUAGGAUAUUUUUCAUGCUCCACUAUUUUAUUAAAAAUAAAAGACAUUCUUUAGUUU